AUGGCCAUCUCCGCUGCUGCUGCUGAGUAUGUCGGAGACGACAAGGCCAUUGCAGACCACAAAGAGACAUUGGCGAAUGAACUCGCUCGCGAUGCCGCAGAACGUGGCCAUCUUGCGACUGACCAGUUCGGCCACUCUCUCGUGGAGUUCGACAAGAAAGCUGAAUCGCGCCUGCGAUUGAAGAUUGAUUUCUAUGUUGUGCCUACGGUGGCGCUCAUGUACCUCUUCUGCUUCAUUGACCGCGCCAAUAUUGGCAACGCGAAACUUGCCGGUUUCAAUGCCGACCUCGGCCUGAAGGGAUACGACUACAAUGCGGUACUGUCGGUAUUCUUUAUCUCAUAUAUCAUCUUCGAGAUCCCGUGCAAUAUUGCUUGCAAGUGGAUUGGGCCCGGUUGGUUCUUACCAGCCACCACUCUGGGCUUCGGUAUAUGUUCGGUUGCUACGGCGUUUACCCACGACAUUCAUCAGGUUUCCGGAGUCCGUUUUCUGCUGGGCAUGUUUGAGGCCGGGUUGAUGCCCGGUAUUGCCUAUUAUCUCAGUCGUUGGUACCGUCGAAGCGAGUUAGCCUUUCGCCUAUCCUGUUACAUCGUCAUGGCUCCCCUUGCCGGUGCGUUCGGUGGGCUGCUUGCCUCUGGCAUUCUGCGUCUCGACAACUUCGCCGGUCUGCACACCUGGCGGAUGAUCUUUGCCAUCGAGGGUAUCAUCACAAUCGCCAUUGGCGUCAUUUCCUUUUUUACUUUGACUGAUCGACCUGAAACCGCCCGUUGGCUCUCACAAGAAGAAAAAGAUCUGGCAAUCGCCCGCGUUAAGUCCGAGCGCAUUGGAACAACCGAAGUGCUGGAUAAAAUGGACACCGCCAAGACACUGCGCGGUAUCUUCAGCCCAGUGACGAUCACUACAGCGUUCAUAUUUCUGCUGAACAACAUCACUGUGCAAGGGCUGGGGUUCUUUGCACCAACCAUUGUUGCAACUAUCUAUCCCAAUGCCAGUGUGAUUUCCCAGCAGCUUCAUACUGUGCCUCCCUAUAUCGUGGGAGGGUUCUUUACGCUACUUUUCCCCUUUCUCAGCUGGCGGAUGGAUAAGCGACUCUUGUUUUUUGUCCUUGGUCCACCACUCAUGAUGAUCGGGUACAUCAUGUUCCUUGCCAGCAAAGACCCGAUGGUUCGUUACGGAGCGACAUUCAUCAUUGCAAGUGGCGCGUUCGCUUUCGGUGCGCUCUGUAACGCCAAUUCUUCAGCAAAUGUCGUCUCCGAUACUGCACGAUCAUCGGCAAUCGGCACCACUGUGAUGUUUGGAAAUAUCGGCGGGCUGAUUUCCACUUGGUCCUUCUUGCCCUUUGACGGUCCCGAUUAUCACAUUGGAAAUGGUCUCAAUUUGGCGACAGCAACAAUGACCUUGAUCCUGGGUUCAUUGAUGUGGGUGUUUAUGCUGUGGGACAACCGUAGACGUGAACGGGUUGAUGUUGGCGCUGCGCUAGCGGGUCUGUCACAGAAGCAAAUUCAGGACAUGGACUGGCGUAACCCGGCGUUCAAGUGGAGGCCUUGA
Messenger RNA from Penicillium waksmanii, 1545 nucleotides. RefSeq names its product putative MFS transporter. The coding region runs from base 1 to 1545 and encodes 514 amino acids. Gene Ontology annotation, biological process: transmembrane transport. Lineage: Eukaryota; Fungi; Ascomycota; Eurotiomycetes; Eurotiales; Aspergillaceae. Gene Ontology annotation, molecular function: transmembrane transporter activity. The transcript is spliced from 4 exons. Gene Ontology annotation, cellular component: membrane. The record is from RefSeq and is a predicted model, not a curated record.